This is a messenger RNA of Marchantia polymorpha subsp. ruderalis, 955 nucleotides long. The record is from the annotation of a GenBank genome assembly. NCBI's taxonomy places the organism in Eukaryota, Viridiplantae, Streptophyta, Marchantiopsida, Marchantiales, Marchantiaceae.
GCAGAUUUGUGGAAGACGCCAGUUUGAGAAAACAUUUGACCAUGUCUGCAUGCAGCCCAUUGGAAGGCUAUAUAAGCGUCUGAGAGAGAAGCCACUUCUCAUCUUCUCUCGGUGGUCAUCUGGAGCAACUCGUCUCCGCAGCUGAUUGUCGAUCCAGACGCUUGAAGUUAAGCACACGCAGAGACUCGUAACAAGAUGGAGAAAACGGGGAUCAUGUCUUAUCUACUGGCUGUAUGUAUGCUCGUGACGAUGUCACUUGAGCCUGCUGAUGCCGUUGCGGCUUACUUCUACCAGCUCAAGAACUGUCAAGGCGUUGCUGUUGCGUGCUUGAAUCUCAAGCCGAAUUUGUGUUGUGCACUUAAGGGCCAUACAUGGAAAUCGGUGGAGUUCAAAAAUGCGAAGUCCUGCCAAUCAACGUUCGCAUUUGCUGAGAAGCUUUGUAAAGCUCCCGGGGGGACAGCUAAUGGCGACCAUUGCUUCACAAAUCGUCCGUUGUUCAGAACCGCAAAGUACAUAGACAACUGCCAUAUCUCUGGCACGUAUCAUGACAUAGAGGCGGAAACAGCCUGCACCACUGUUGAGCCAAACUCCAUUGUGUACACUGACAGUGCGAGCAAGGGCUCCUGGAUCCUGUACCACGACGAAGCAACCCACGCCGUCAACGAGCUGGCGGAUUUGUCCGAGGGAGAGUUAGUUGCAUGGCUUCAAGCUCGAGGAGCUUCUUACGAAUCGGCGGACUCUAGUGAGAUCAUCAAGACAGUCGUUUCCGAAUGAUGGGAUGUAGCUUGUGGUGUUGGAGUUGAGCUUUGGUGAGAUAUUCAGGAAAACGUAGCAAAUAGAUAUAUUUGCACAUAUAUACAUAGACGUCCAAAAAGUGAUAAAUGUGUAUAUAUACCGUCCGCCGCUUGCCUGAUAAGCCUGCGAGAUGAAGUGCUGUUUAUCUGUUUUCAUAAGU